Molecule: messenger RNA, 1737 nt
Organism: Exophiala dermatitidis NIH/UT8656
Lineage: Eukaryota; Fungi; Ascomycota; Eurotiomycetes; Chaetothyriales; Herpotrichiellaceae
Exons: 2
Coding region: 1-1737 (578 amino acids)
Molecular function (GO): protein binding
Source: RefSeq, a predicted model, not a curated record
AUGAAGAACGAGCUGGUCUCGACGCUUGCGCUUUUGUUUCUGUUAUAUUUUAUCGCCUCGGGGCGUACCUCUGGUCUGAAUCAAGGCCAGCAGUCUAUCAUUUCUGCCGAAGACCCAGUUGACAUUGACGUCCAGUCCGGGGUCAAGCAGUCAUCAGAAGACAAUUUUAAAUUCCGACCUGCCAGUGUUGAAGAGCAGACUCCAGGAUCUGAGUCACCUGACGACUUGCAUGGCUUUCCAGCUGCCAAUGAACCUGCUUAUAUUCAUGAAGAUGACGAUGACACAGACAUUGCGCAAUCAUCAGCUGCCGGCGUGACCCAAACCCAUCGUCCCAAUCUUCUUCCAGAGCCCGACUCGGACGGUGAUGUUGCUGUCCAAACCAUCGACCAAACCAUCGACACCGAUACCAAUAACGAAGAAUUUUUUUUUUCUACCUGGACCCACAAACCAAUAUGCACCGACUAUUUCGAGGUUCUCCAAGCCCCCUUAUGCGUCUUCACCAACGCCAGUUUCGCCAGCGGCCGAGGCAUCUCCAUCUUCACGACCCCAGCCAUCGCGGCCGAAAUGGCCAGCUUGCUACCAUUCCACAAUCCCACGGCCUUGACAAGUCGAGGGAUCAACCAUGGUUACCCACCACAGGCAUCGUCGACGUCCACGUCCAAGUCUGAGUCCCAGAGUCAAACUCAGACACCAUGGUACACCGCCCCAAUCCCCGGAAAGGGAACAGGCAUGCUCGCAAGCCAGCAACUUCACCGAGGCGACCUGAUUCUCGCCACCACGCCCUAUCUGCUGUCUUACAUGGAGAACCUACUCUCAACCGUCGACAGGGAACACUAUCUACGAAUUGCUAUCGAGCAGCUUCCCGAGCGGAGUAAAGAACAUUAUCUCAGUCUAGCCAAGAUCUACGGCGAUCCCAGGGUCGUCGUGCAGGAUGUGGUCAAGGCCAAUGCGUUUGAGAUGCAGGUUGGGGGAAGGAUGCAUUUGGCUGUGUUUCCGGAGGCGUCGAGGAUCAAUCAUGCUUGUGGGCCGAAUGCCCAAUACCACCUCCAACCCACCCUCUUAACACACUACGUCUACGCCGCCCGAAGCAUCUCACCAGACGAAGAAAUCACAAUCGCCUACGCGCCGCCCUUGAAGUUUCGGUCCGAUCGCAUGGCGUAUCUCGAGUCAACUUUUCAUUUUAGAUGUACUUGUUCGAGGUGUGCGGCCGCCGACGAGCGAAGCGAGGAGCGCGGCGAGGACGACGACAACAACAACAAAUCCAAAUCCAAAUCCAACUCCGACGCCAAUUCCAACGACAGAUCCAACACCAACUCCAACUACAAACCCAACUCCAACGACAACUCACACACCGACGCCUAUGCCAACAACCACCUCAGUACCGCAGACGAUGCCGCCGUCGCCGACAUCCACGCCCUCCAAUGGUCCCUUUCCAACUGGGAGUCCAACAGCACAGCGAGCGUGAAAAAAGCCGAAAUGUUGAUCCGACUUUAUCAGAAACUCGGGUUAGACGCCUUUAUGGAUACUCCGUACGGUCAUGCGGCGUUGAUAUAUAAUGCUGUGGGCAGUGUGGGGGGGGCACAAAAGUACGCGAGACUUGCGGCGGAAGCUGCUUUGUUGAAAUAUGGUCCGGACGUAGAUGGGGAUAUGGAUGCGGCGAGGUCUAUGGAGACGUGGCGAGAGUUGAUGCGGAAUCCGAUGGGGCAUUCGAGUUGGAGGAGGAGGAAGCAGACAUAG